GUCACUUUGACUCGCGAAUCGUAACCGCGUUGAACGAGCGUUUUUCUGUUGCCAAAAUCAGCUGCGACGACAAUUUCGUCCUUUCAAACUAUCGAUCAACACAGAUUCACACAGCAGAUAAAGAGAACAGUCCAGUUUUGGGAUAAGUACACGCUGUACUUGCUGCAGUGAAACUCUGAAGUUGAGCUCGAGGCCCAGCGGAGAGCUCGAGCGGCGGCUCCCAAAAAGUUUGUUGUUGUCACGUGACGCGAGACGAAUGUGGCGAUAAAAGUUUGUUUAGAUAGUAAAACUAGGUGGCGUACUUCAUUAUUAAACCCCGUUCAACAUCGUUGCACCACAAUGCCUCAACCAAAAUACCGAAAGAUCGCAGUGAUAGGUUACAGGUCUGUAGGAAAGUCAUCUCUUACAAUACAGUUUGUGGAAGGACAGUUUGUUGACUCCUAUGAUCCCACCAUUGAAAACACCUUUAAUAAAAUGGUCAGCGUUAAUGGUCAAGACUUCAAUCUUCAGCUGGUUGAUACUGCUGGACAGGACGAGUACUCAAUUUUUCCACAAUCCCACUCAUUGGACAUCCAUGGCUAUGUCCUUGUCUAUUCCGUGACUUCUAUGAAAAGUUUUGAAGUUGUUCAGGUUCUACACGACAAGCUGCUAGACAUGGUUGGAAAGAUUCAGGUUCCAACCGUUCUUGUUGGGAACAAAAAAGAUCUCCACAUGGAAAGGGUUAUCAAGCCAGAGGAAGGAAAGAAACUUGCUGAUUCCUGGGGUGCUGCUUUCAUGGAGUCCUCAGCCAAGGAGAAUGAGACUGCUGUGGAGGUUUUCAAGCGAAUCAUAUUGGAGAUGGAGAAAGCCGACGGAAACGCACCGUCAGAGGAGAAGAAGUGUGCUGUGAUGUAGAAGUGUACCCAGGACCUCAGUAAGCUUGUUUGCUGAAGACAGGAGGCACAACUUCACCAGCUUUCCAGUCGUGACCUCACAGACACCAAGAUGCUGCAGCGGAAAUCUGCUGCUGCUCCAUUGUGAUACCAGAUUGAUUUAAACAGCAUGGCACCUGCCCAGACAGGGAUACACUAUUACACUAAUUAUAACCAUAUGGAGAAGUUUGAAAGAGCAAGGAUUAGUCUUUGUUUUAGACAGAGAAGCACAUUCAUUGAACACUUUCUUUAAAAUAUUGAGAUGUAAUUUCUCACUGGGCAUAAUAUUGAUUUUUGAGUUUAAAACAAAUGCUCAGAAAACAAAAUAAUAUUGCCAAACAUUUUAGUCCUAGGUAAUCGUAUCAAAUUUUUCAUGAAUAUAUAAUAACUAGAUGUAAAUCUUAUAUUGAGACAUCAUUGGCUUAUGUCUCAUAACUUUGAGUAGAUGAAUUCAUAUCCAGUGAGGGCUGGUUAAUAACCUUUUUGAAGACUGGUGUAUUAUUUCAUCAGGUCAUUUUUGACAGUGAUGGAGAGUCACAGUUCACAUUGCUUUAAAUGUGGUGUUAAUAUGUCACUAUUUCUCACAAAAGGUGGAUUUCCUCAAACACCCCAGAAUGAGAUUUCACACAAGAAAUUUCACUGUAGUUUCUCAGUUCUUUUCACUGUAAUUUUUAUUAACUCAUCUUCAGGUACCUCUCACCAAUGAACUCUUGAGCUGUGUCUUCAUGGAUGGAUGAAUCUAUUUGUACAUUCAAUGACUCACAUUUUGGGCUCUUCUGCUAAGCGGAUUAGUCUACUUCCAUCGCUUCUACAGUUUUAAUUUCUCUGUUUUGCCUGUAAUAAAGCCGUUAUCUUAUGGAAGCCUCAGAGAAAUUUAGUAUAGAUUAGAAAAUAUAUUUCAUAUUAUGUUAUGGCCCUUUUAUACAUUAUAAAUAGUCUUAGAAAUGGGUUUGGUACUAUUGGUUAAAUUUUGAGUGAUGCAAGUUUGCACUCCCCUUCAACACAGUAUGUGCUCACAAGUGCAUUAUUAUUAUGAACAUAGUUGACUUGCAAUAUUUUUUUAAAAUUGCAUUUUAUCUGUGUAAGAAAAUGGCUAAGGGCCACUGAGUUAGCUUAGUAAUUUUUGAACUCAUGGUUUUGAUGUGAUGGUUCAUGCAGGCUUGAGAAAGACGAACCAGGAUGUCACGCAAUGCAUUAAAUUCAUAUUGCGGACCUAUGAUCACUGUCAGACAAUUGAGAUCCUUAAUGACUUGUUCUUCUUAGCUCCUGUAACCUUAAAAAGACAUGAUAGACUGUGGAUUAUUUCACCUUAAUUCUCAUGUUAUUCCUCUAGUAGGUAAUUGUAACAUUUUAGUGCUUUGCUGAGUAAGUAGUUGAUUGAUGGAUGAUUGAUGAUGGUUGAACAGAAGCUGGUGAUGCUGUGUCUUGUGCCUUACAGAUCUUCAAACUCCCUCAUCUGCUUCCCGUCAUGACUAAAGGUGCUCUUAAAGGGGUUUUUUUUUUCCUUCUGUUGACUUGAUCCCAUGGUUUUAGGUGCACCUAAACACCAAUAUUCCCAUGUUGGUCAAUGUUAAUUCAGAAAUCUUGCUGUAAACAGUUUUGUAUAUAAAUAAAUCUGUUACUCAUUUGA
Scomber japonicus (chub mackerel) is the source of this 2541-nucleotide messenger RNA. It is a transcript of the gene rhebl1, whose product is annotated as Ras homolog, mTORC1 binding like 1. NCBI's taxonomy places the organism in Eukaryota, Metazoa, Chordata, Actinopteri, Scombriformes, Scombridae. Gene Ontology annotation, cellular component: plasma membrane. Gene Ontology annotation, biological process: small GTPase-mediated signal transduction. The record is from RefSeq and is a predicted model, not a curated record. The coding region runs from base 340 to 894 and encodes 184 amino acids. The transcript has 8 exons. Gene Ontology annotation, molecular function: GTPase activity; GTP binding; GDP binding.